Molecule: messenger RNA, 8872 nt
Organism: Anarrhichthys ocellatus (wolf-eel)
Lineage: Eukaryota; Metazoa; Chordata; Actinopteri; Perciformes; Anarhichadidae
Gene: slc45a4a
Product: solute carrier family 45 member 4a
Exons: 15
Coding region: 1460-4123 (887 amino acids)
Biological process (GO): transmembrane transport
Cellular component (GO): membrane
Molecular function (GO): sucrose:proton symporter activity
Source: RefSeq, a predicted model, not a curated record
CUGCACUGCAGCAGCAAUGCACCAUAAUGGAGAGAGAGAGAGAGAGAGAGAGAGAGAUUUCCACAGAGACACAAAGCAGUGAACGCUAUCUGAUAAUAGGUCUAUACACAUGUAGCACCACUCAGUUGUACUAUAGUUUCUGUGUGUGAGUCCGUAACAUGAGCUCAGCUUAUAUAGGAUUUCACCUCAGCUUUUCUAGGAGCCAAAAAAAAAACAUCGUACAGUUUCACGUGAACGCUGAGAAGGAAAGAGGAGAUGUGAGGGGAGAUGGAGAGGAUGGUGUUAAAGAAAAACAAAGACAGCAGAUGCAGGAUGGAGAUGGGCUAAGAAAGAACAGGGGGAAAAGUCAAAUAAAGUCGAACACUUGCAAAAACUAGAUUUUUUUUUUUUGAAUCCACAGAUGGACAGAAAACAACACAUACAAAAGACGAGAGGAAAACGAGCAGGAGGGAGGGAAAGGAGAUGCCUGUGUCUCGAGGAACACACACACGUACUCAACACACAUAACCCAGGUGUAUUUAAAUUGAUCAGCCAAUCGAUGGGGAUUUUCAGAAGAGCUCCGCCCACCUUUGCUACCUGCCUUCCUCCCUCUCUCCCCUCCCCCAGUGGCCUCUUCCUAGCCCCCACCCACUCCGUCAUCCAGCCCUCAAUCCAGCCCUCUAUAUACAAAAUGACUCUGGAACUUACUGAAUGGUCUUCUAUAUGGAUUUUUACAGCUUGUAAUAGACAGUAGGAAAAAGAGGGAGAAACCUCAAUGACAAAAAAGCCAUAAACACACACACACAUACACACAUACACAGACACACACACACACACACAACACACACAAACCCACUCUUGGAAUGUACCGCACACUCUUCCUGUGAAAAUUCAACAACUUCCAUUAUUUCUUCUGGAUUUCUACAAGCCUUUGGAAAGCUGAUUUCGCAAAAAAAAAAAAUUCGACUCUGGGACCAAACAAAAAGGCGAGAGAGAGGAGGAUUAACACUUGCUUAAAUUAGGUGCAGUUGUUUUUAGGACAACCUGUUCAGAGGACAACUGAUUGCUGAUUGUUUCGUUAUAUUUUACAUUAACAUGCCAGAUCUAUAGAUCCGUUUUUUUUUUUUUUCAUUUAUUUGGUGUCCAUAGCCUUGUUGAGUUUUAGCAGGACCCAAGAUUACUUUUGUUACCUUUAAUGCUGGGACACUAUCUGUUACAGGGUUUUUAGUUUUUUUGAUAGUGGUAUUAGCACACUUGAACACCUCUAUCUGGGUAUUAUUCUUUUAAAGCAGUAAUAUAUAACCAGCAAGUUACUACCACAGGCUGCAAUUUGUAGCUUGUAAAGAUUGUAAUUAGGUCGCUACCAGUUUUAGAGUAACUCCGAGUGACUUGAUACGAGUAGUUUGAGGAAGGUGGGAAGCAGUAUUCUAUUGUUUUGUCAGCGUGUCAGAGGGGGUGCACUUGUCUUCUCACUGCGUGCAUGCCCUCCAACAUGCCUCCCCAGAACACAGAGGCCGACGCCAUGCAGGUCGGAUCUCUGGUGGGCGGGGCUAACGCCAAAAACACCACGGCAUCGGGCUCGGACAAGGACAAAGGAGGAGCAGGAGGUGAGACGGAUGGAGUGGGAGGCGGAGGUCGAGGAGCGGAGGAGGCGGCGAGCGAGGGAUCGCUCGAAGGCAUACCCUUGAAGAGAUGGGUGAUGCAUGGGGCCGUGAUGUUCGGCCGGGAGUUCUGCUACGCCAUGGAGACGGCGCUGGUGACGCCCGUACUGCUGCAGAUAGGUCUUCCAGAGCAGUACUACAGUCUGACAUGGUUCCUCAGUCCGGUCCUCGGCCUCAUGUUCACUCCUCUGAUCGGCUCGGCCAGCGACCGCUGCACUCUGCGAUGGGGCAGGAGGAGACCGUUCAUCCUGGCUCUCUGUAUAGGGACACUGAUAGGAGUGGCACUGUUUCUGAAUGGAUCGCUGAUCGGUCUGUCGAUGGGUGACGAGCAGGGGAGCCAACCAAUAGGAAUUGUUCUUACUGUGCUGGGGGUGGUAGUGUUGGACUUUAGUGCAGAUGCCACGGAGGGACCAAUCAGAGCGUACCUGCUAGACGUGGCGGACUCGGAGGAACAAGACAUGGCGCUCAACAUCCACGCUGCCUCAGCAGGUCUCGGUGGUGCGGUCGGCUACGCCCUCGGAGGUUUAGACUGGACGCACACCUUCCUUGGAGCAAUCUUCAAGUCCCAGGAGCAGAUCCUGUUCGUCUUCGCUGCCAUCCUCUUCUCCGUCUCUGUGGUGUUACAUCUCUUCAGCAUCGAUGAGCAGCCUUAUUUGCCCCAACAUGACAGACUGGAUCAGGAGAGUCCGGAUCGCACCAAACUGCAACCAUCAACCAAUGGCAGGAAUGGACUUCUCGCCCCCAAGCUUGAACUGAUUGGAGAGGAUGAAACGAUGGACAGCUACGACCUCUAUGACCCUUAUGGAGACAACCUGUCAGAGCAUGGGGAUAUGGACAUGGACUUCCUAGAGAUGGAGCUUGUGAGAAGUAAAAGUGACAGUGUCCUCGCCAUGGCAGACACCACUCUCGACCACCUGGACCACGAUGCGUUGUACCUGUGCCACUUAGAGCCGUCCAUUUUUGCUGACCGCCUCUCACCCUAUCAGGGCUCGCCUCCUACGACAGGCAACUUCUUCAACCUAAACCGUAGCACUCCGCCACCCCGGUUUGGCAACAUCAGACGCAGCAGCAGUGUAGGAAGUCAAGACCUGCUCCAACCCAACAACCACCAAACACACGCCACCAGCCCCAGAAUUUCCCGCCUCUCCGCUUUCUUACAGGAAAUGGAAAAUGACGACGGUCAGGAGGCGUUGCUGAACAACCAGCUCAACGAGCAGCGGACACUGAACGGGCGGCUGUUAGCCAGUGUGACUAAUCCUGACAGAGCUAGCACCAACGGGCUGAGCUCUAAAGGACAAGCACAUCGGGCUGGAAUGGUCAAAGCCGCCAGUACUGGAGCCCCCAUGCGGCAGUCAUGUCACCGUCACAUCUUCUACCGCCAGCCGUCCUGCACCUUCUCCUACUACGGUCGAGUGGGGAGCCACCGCUACCGCUGCCGCCAGGCCCAUGCAGCUUAUCUCAUCAAGCCGUCUCGCAGCAUGAACGACCUGUACGAAGUGCAGGCCAGACACAGGAGGAGGCACAGACAGACAAACAGACACCGCAGCGGAAACACUAACUCCUCCAGUGGGGAUACAGAGAGCGAAGAGGGAGAGGUUGAGACCACUGUGCGGCUGCUGUGGCACUCCAUACUGAAGAUGCCUCCGGAGCUGCUGCGACUGUGCGCCUGUCACCUGUUCACCUGGUUCUCCAUCAUUGCUGAGGCCAUCUUCUUCACUGACUUCAUGGGUCAAGUCAUCUACCACGGAGAUCCUACUGCUCCUCUUAACUCUACUUUGCUGGAGGACUAUCACAAAGGAGUUCAGAUGGGAUGUUGGGGACUGGUUAUAUAUGCCAUGACUGCUGCUACGUGCUCAGCUAUCCUUCAGAAGUACCUUGACAACUUUGACCUGAGCAUUAAGGUCAUCUACAUCAUGGGAACGCUUGCAUUUUCCAUAGGAACAGCUGUUAUGGCAAUCUUCCCUAACGUGUAUGUGUCCAUGGUGAUGAUCAGCAGCAUGGGCAUAAUCUCCAUGAGCAUCUCCUAUUGUCCUUAUGCUCUGCUGGGACAGUAUCACGAAAUGAAAGAGUACAUCAGGCACAGUCCUGGUAACUCCCGCAGAGGCUUUGGCAUCGACUGUGCCAUCUUAUCCUGCCAGGUCUACAUCAGUCAGAUCUUGGUGGCCUCAGCUCUGGGUGCUGUAGUGGAGGCUGUUGGCAGCGUUCGUGUCAUUCCCAUGGUGGCCUCUGGGGGCUCCCUCCUCGGAUUCUUCACCGCCUUCUUCCUGGUCAUUUACCCGACUCCAAACAACGGGGAUGGGGAAUCCGCCAAAGCUUCGAAACGGUCCUUGACAAAACUGGAAAAUUACAACAGCAACAAAGUGGCUGUUACAGUGGUGACAGAGAAACCCAGCUUCCUGAAACUCAACAAGAAGGGCAAGGCCACCACCACCACCACAACCACCACCGCUUCCUGUCACAUGGAGAACGAGUCAGCUCUGUGAUUGGCUGGCUUAAGUCGACAGACACGCUGCUGCAGAAACAACAAAAUUCACUGAAAAGAUUGCUGAUGGGAAGACUUUAGGAUAUUGCCGUCCGCGUCAUGCUGGAGUUCACAGACACAACAUUUGGUCCACUCUUGGUGUCUCUACUUUCUUUGACAGGCUUUUUCUUGAUUUGCUGAAGAAAACAACUCAAUCUUACAUGGGACCAGUGUCACACCAGGCCAACAAAGCAUUCUGGUCCCAGUGCUGAUUCGGCCAUCACAGAAAUUCUUUACACUUACCCCUCAUAAGCUUUUGACUGAUCUGUCAGGGUUGUCCAGAGGUGGUUUUAAGGAGAGGUUGUCUCUGUCUCUCAGGGCCUUUAGAAGGUGCUACUGAGCAGCUGCCUGACAAUUCAGGGGACUUGCACACAUAUACAUAUACACACACACACACACACACACCUCUUCAUCUGUGGUCAACACAAUCGAAUGAACACAUGAAUAAUUGACGAACAUUAGUCCUUGAAGCUGCAACCAUUCAAAAAUGCUGAAAAUUGUUCUUCCUCGCCGUGGAAUCGGCUCGAUCUAAUCUGCUAUGAUGAUGCCGACGAGAUUGACAAGAGUGUGUGCGAGUGUGUGUCUGCUGACGUUUUCACCAAAAUAUACCCAAUGACACGCUCGGAUUUGCGGGACUUUUUUUUUCAGCAUUCUGCAACAGUAGCUUUAAGACUCUAGAGACUUCUGCAAGUGGCAUUUCUGAAACAAAGAGCCCGGUGCCUGGCUCUUGGUUCUUUAAAAAUGACUCUUUAAUCCCCAGAUUGAUUGCAAGUGUGUGUGUGUGUGUGUGUUUUUGCCCUCCUCCACGUGGCAGGAGUGCUAAAGUCUUUAAUUUGGCCUUCACUCCAGGGCAAAGAUGACAAUAGGCUCUGCUCAGAAGCGGCCUGUAUAUUGAGGGUCAAGAAUACAGAUGUGUAUUGAGUGAGAUUCCCGGGGGAAAAAAAUGAGUGCAGUUGCAAUAUGUGCAGUCUACAGGGCAUUACAAUCCCAAAUAUUAUUGUCAUGAUUUAUUGAGGGCCCAGAAUGAUGCUUCUGUUUGUUUUGAAUAAUCUCGACUGACCUACAUGCUGCAUGAUAGAGGAGCAGAGGAGAGACAAACCAAACACCAGAGAAGAAGAGGAGAGAGAGGUGGAGCUGCUCUCUCUCUCUCUCUCUCUCUCUCUCUCUCUCUCUCUCUCUGCUUUCUUGCUUAAUCAUUUUAAGAAAAUGCUGUUAGCACAAUGUUUGUCACUAGCUGCACAUUAGCUGAGCCAUAGUUUGAAAUUGUGUUCAAUAGCAUCCAGUAAGAACUUUUUUUUUUGAAGUCCUCUUGGGUUGUUGGACGCAUUUGUCUUCGGACACCAGCAGGACGCUCCUGGCGCUCCUCUGUUCCAGUGGAUCCAGCAGUAACUCUACCAGUAAUCUGGAAUUGGACACAAGAAUGUUAGAAUGGGUCCUGGAUAAAUAUGUAAUGUAAGAGAGGCAAAAUAUAUCCUUCUAGUUCAGGCUUGUUAUGUGAGGAUUUCCGCUCCUGGUCUAGGUAUCUUGGUUCCACUGUACAGGGCCAAAUAUAAGUAUGAUAUAAUAGUUUAGAUGACAUCUGUGUGUUGUAUGCUGAAUGGAUAGUUAGAAAAGGACAGAGGGAUGACAGGAGGACUGGAGGAAUGUGAAAAUAUUCAGCAUUCAGACAUGAACGUGCUAUCGAUCUUCUCAUCUGCGUCUUCCCAAAAUGCCAAAAUGUUCUUUUAAAUGUUUGAAAUUAAGCAACAUUUUAAUAUUUAAAGAUUAGGAAAUACGUGUCUUAACUUGAUCCAAAAUAAGGCAAUGGAGGCAGAUUUAACAUUUUCCGCAGACUUCAAAUUUAUUAAAAUCAAAUGUCUGCUCUUGAAAACUAAAACUUAACAGAUAGUCACCUUGAAAACAAUCCACCUUUGCCUCCCGAAAAACUACAAAACAUCAAGAAUAAUUGACCAAAAAACCCCCCAGCCUGCCCAUGCCUAGGAUAUAUUUGAUCUUGAGCCGAACAGCUUCAGUUAGUUUCUUUUACAUGAAGUGAGAGAUGCCGGUGAUGCUUCUCCACACUGCGUCUGCUGCUUCAUGAGGACGUGAUGGAGGAUGAGGAAGAAACUGUUGAGUUUACACAGUGAUGAGACGGAGGGGCUAAUUACAAAAGUAUUUUAUUAAAACUCGUGCAAGUUGUAUAAAACUAAACUCUUAUUAAUACUGAAUAAUGUUGAUUGUAGACCAAAAAGGAAUAGUGAUCUUGGAAUGUUUUAAUAGCUGACAAUGCUGGACGUUUUAAAAAAAAAAAAAAAAAAAAAAGUUGUAGUAAGAAAGUUAAAGUGAAAGAUUUAACACUUUAUUGUGUCUUUUGUUUUCUGACAAAUCCGAUCUUUUGUUGCAAUAACAGCCUCUGUUAAUCAGCUGGGAAGAGGUCUGUGGUGGUCUGUGAGGGUGGUGGUGAAAUCCUGCAUCUGUCGGGGGGGAAAGGCUGUGGAUUUGGGUCGGUUGUCCUUUUAGCUCAAUCAGCUGAAACAUGCAAAUUUGAAAGGAAUCGAAAUGUAAAUUGCAGUGACUUAAUUUACUGAUGGAAGAACAUUUUAUUUUGGUGUGUAUUAGAGCAUUUAACAGAGAGGAGUAUUUAUAUUUUUGGUUUUAGAAGUGAAUUCACUCACCGAUGAUGUGGUUAUUGUUUUUCUUUCACUUGGACGGGUGCUGGUGCAGAGUUUCAUCCUGUUUCUAACAGAAUAGAUUCCUUCCAUGAUUUCAGGUACAUUCAUUCAGUCCCAGAGCAGAGUAGAGCGAGAGAGAGAGUGUGUUUUUUGCUUCCUGGGUUGACCCUCUGGCUGUGGUGCUGGGACAAAAAAAAAAGCAGGGAUGGGACAAUGACAAAAGACGAGGGGAUACAGAUGCCAGAGUUUUGAAUGUCUUCUGUAACCUCUAGGGCAAUAAAAUAGUCUGGAUUAAAUAAUGGACACACAGCGUCAGUUUAAUGACAAACAUGAAGAUAAAAACAUAGCUUUGGGUUUGAGAGGUUUGCAUGUGACAACAGCAAUAUGCAUGUGCGGAACACCAAAGUAUGACUCUGUACAAAUCACUCAAGCUCUUUGUUGUCCUAACAGGUCAGGGAUGUAUUUUCUAAUGCAUGGCUGGAUGUUUUUGUUUUGAACUUAAAUGUGUGAAGAAAAACCAACAUGUACUAUUUAAGCUGAAACUCUGUGCUCGGUCUGGGUCAGUACACGCACGACAAGCAAUGUGACUUUCCAAAGUUUGUGCACAUUUUUCCGAGUACAGUUUGAGACGGCACACAUCUCGUUGCUUUUUAACACAGUGUGCAUGUGGCCUGAAGACGAGGUUUGUGUCGUCUUCCCGAGCAACACUCCUUGUUGAAAGUGUAGGUGAGAAACUCUAGGCCUCGAAUACUUGAAGUGCAACUUUAGUGUUUCGUUUUCAAUACAGUGGUAAGUCUUUGAUUUCUCUUUUUUUCCCCAACGUCCCAAGCCUUCUAUUACCCGCAGACUCUGGAAUGUUCAGACAGCAGCAUGGCCUGCUGGGAGAUUGAGUUCUUACCUUUUUGAUUCCAUCUUGUGACUUAAAUGUUAAAAACAAGGUCAAUGAAUGUGAAGUGAUUUCAGCCGAAAUAAUUUUUGUUUUGAUGUUCGACAAGCCUGACAUUGCACAGAACUUGCACAUUAUUAAGUUAAGAAAAAACUAAAAACAGUAGAAGUGUUUUUUGCAAAAAGGAAGAAACAAACUGUUGAUAUUUAUUUUUUAGAGCUUUCAUGUCCGUAAAGGACACAUUUCACUUCGUUUCCAAAAUCAGUUAAAGCUAUUCUAAUUGCUGUUACGGGAGAUGUUACACAGUCAGACUGGAGUGUGUGUGUGUGUGUGUGUGUGCGUGUGCGCGUGCGCGUGCGCGUGCGCGCAUGUUUGCAGUCGUGUCACAGCUGCUCACAUGUAAAGCGAAAGGCAAGAGCGUGUUAAACGUCAUCUCAGUGUUUGUUUUGGGUUCAUGUUCUCUGUUCUUUGCAAUCACCUGGUUUACACUUAACUCUGGAAUCGAUGGCUGCAAUACCUGAGGUUAUUUAGUCUUUAUUCUCUCUGUUCUGGUGUUUUAACUCAACUAGAAAGUGUAUUUUUAAUUUUUAUUUUAAGGCACAGCCACACAUGAGAGUUUGGCCUUUGCACUUUUUCAGUGGCAGCCAUGUUGGCUCCACGGUCCUGAUCAUUGAAUGAAUGUGGCGACGUGGUGGUGAUGCUGCUUCAUGUUCCCAGCAGCAACUGUCAGUAACAGCAGCAGCGUGGCGGCCAUGCAGUUAUAGUCCAACCUGGCCAGACUCGGUGUGUGUGUGAGAGUGUGUGUGAGUGUGUGUGUGUGUGUGUGUGUGUGUGUGUGUGUGUGGCUAUGAGAUGCCUAUAUACUUUGAUCCUCACAGAGAUUAAAUCUAGAAGAAUACUUAAAGAAUGGGAAAGCAAGUAUGCGCACUGUACUAUAUAUAAUAUGCCUUGUUAUUUGAAAAAAUAAGAUGUAAAUAUACAUAUUUCUCUUUUAGUUUCUUCUUUUUUGCUGCUAUAAAAAAAGAUGAUUAUUUUUGUUGGUAGUUUUGUUUUCUAUAUAAAGACUGUAUAUAUCUCUAUGUUCUGUAAAUAAGCUUGAGCCUUCACAUGUAGGACUCUGGAUGAACACUGUAUGGAACGCACCUUUAAAAUCUGUUCAGAAUUAAACCAAAAA